AUGUUUGGAGGCGUCAUUGGUGCUUCUACUGAGCAAGUCGUUGGCGCAGCAGUCCCUACCUCCCUAGGAUCUGUCAAGGAGCAGGCUAGCAGCUUCAUGUCUAAAGCGCAGCCAUGGCGGCAGUUCGUGUGGCCGCUCUCCGUUCCGUCUGCGAACGAAGGCUGCUCGCGGAUUUCCGCGAACGUCUUCAACUACCAGACGAACUAUGCAAUCCUCUUUGUGGUUCAACUGGUUCUUUCUGUCAUUCUCCAGCCGUCUGCCUUGAUGUGCAUCAUAGUCACUGUCAUUACGUGGGUGUUGUUCUUGAAGAAGAACGAGGAUCCAGACUGGGCACCCAAACUAGGAGGUGUAGUCCUCUCACCUUUGCAGAGAUGGCUACUGCUCGCGGCGAUCACAACAAUCGUUUUGCUCCUGUGGGUUGGUGGAGUGAUCUUCAAUGCCGCGUUGAUGUACUUGCUGUUCUUCCUGGCACAUGGCCUGCUGCAUGAUCCUGCUGGCCGCAGCGUUCCGGGAGGAGAUCCAGUACCAAUCUGA
This is a messenger RNA of Symbiodinium natans, 534 nucleotides long. Lineage: Eukaryota; Dinophyceae; Suessiales; Symbiodiniaceae. The record is from the annotation of a GenBank genome assembly.